ACCCCAGUACCUCAAAUUAGUGUUAUAUAUCCAUUUUUACUUCCCAACAAACAUAUAUUUCCAUUUUAAUGGCUGCAAAAGUUGAUCCGUUGGUGGUUGGAAGAGUAAUUGGGGAUGUAGUGGACAUGUUCGUGCCCAGUGUCACUAUGUCUGUGCACUUUGGCAACAAACAUGUUACAAAUGGUUGCGAUAUCAAACCCUCUAUUGCGGCUGAUCCUCCAAAAAUCACUGUGGGUGGCCAUGCUGCUGACCUUUACACUCUGGUUAUGACGGAUCCAGAUGCUCCUAGUCCUAGUGAACCAAAUAUGCGAGAGUGGGUGCAUUGGAUUGUGACAGACAUACCAGGGUGCACUAACGUCGCUCGAGGGAAGGAGGUAUUGGGGUAUAUGGGGCCACGUCCGCCGGUGGGGAUCCACAGGUACAUAGUGGUACUUUUCCGACAGAAGGGGCCAAUGCCGGGAAUUUUGCAGCCGCCACUAGCUAGGUCUCAUUUCUGCACUCGGGCGUUUGCGCAUCAGCUUGAUCUCGGCGUUCCCGUCGCCACUGUUUAUUUCAAUGCCCAUAAGGAGCCAGCAAAUAGGAAGCGCUAAUACUAUCAGUGGAUUUUAUUUUUAUUUUCUUGUCUGUAUUUAGUUUUUACUCGUAUGUUCUGGCACUUAUUAUUCGCCAGCUUAUUACUCUCUGUCUGCAACUUAAAGUAUGAUUUUUAUGUUUGCUAGCUGCUAAUGUAUUGUUUUUUUUCCACCAACUGCUGCUGUAUUGUUAUGUACCUAUAUUCCGUGCAUAAGUAUUUUCUUUGUUCUUUUUUC
Molecule: messenger RNA, 809 nt
Organism: Nicotiana tabacum (common tobacco)
Lineage: Eukaryota; Viridiplantae; Streptophyta; Magnoliopsida; Solanales; Solanaceae
Product: protein MOTHER of FT and TFL1-like
Biological process (GO): response to abscisic acid; positive regulation of seed germination
Source: RefSeq, a predicted model, not a curated record